Molecule: messenger RNA, 984 nt
Organism: Triticum dicoccoides
Lineage: Eukaryota; Viridiplantae; Streptophyta; Magnoliopsida; Poales; Poaceae
Product: BTB/POZ and MATH domain-containing protein 2-like
Exons: 2
Coding region: 1-984 (327 amino acids)
Biological process (GO): protein ubiquitination
Molecular function (GO): protein binding
Source: RefSeq, a predicted model, not a curated record
AUGGCUUUCGCUGGCGCAUCUCUCGUCGCCAACGGCAUGCUGUGCGCCUCCACCAAGUCGGCCGUCGACUCCGGCGCCGACAGCGGGUAUCACAUGCUAGUUGUCGAAGGCUACUCGCGCACUAAAGAGACAACUCCCAACGGCAAGUGGAUCGGGUCUCGUCCUUUCAUUGUUGGAGGCCGUCGCUGGACCAUCGACUACAGCCCUAAUGGCGAUAACUCGGAAGAUGAAGAAUUUAUAUCGGUUUUGCUUGUCCUUGACGACGACAUCAAGCAGAGCGUGAAGGUUCAGUAUGUCUUAAGUUUCAUCGACCAGCCUGAGUUGCGGGUGCCAAAGCACAUACGCCAAAGUGAACCAGUUUGCUUCUACAAACAAUGUGAUGUUCAUGGCCAGUUUAGAUUCAUGAAAAGGGAGAGCCAUUUUGGCGAUCUCCUCCUGAGCAAGGAGGGUGCUGACAUUACGUUUGAGGUUGGCGGCGACAAGUUUGCUGCACACCGGUGCGUGCUUGCAGCCCGAUCCGCCGUCUUCAAGGCACAGCUCUCUGGUGCCAAGGAUAAAUCGAGUGUCGUCAAGAUAAGCGACAUCAAAGCCGACGUCUUCGCGGGCUUGCUUACUUUCAUCUACACUGAUGCAGUGCCCGAAUUUGUUGACAUGGAAGCAGACGAUGACGAUGAUGAAGUUAUAUAUGCAACUCGGCUGCUGCAGUUCCUCGAAGCUGCGGAAAGAUAUGAUCUCCAGAGGCUCAAAUCGAUCUGUGAAGAGAAGUUGGCCGGUUUCAUAUGCGCAAAAACUGUGGCAGACAUCAUUGUCGUGGCUGAGCAGAGACAGUGCUGUGGGUUGAAGAAGGCCUGCUUGGAGUUCAUCAAAGCCGACCCAAGUUUACACGCAGCUUUCGCGGCUGGUGGCCUGGGGCAGAUAACCGGGACCCGUAGUCCCUCCCUUCUCAAGCGGCUGCUCUCCAAGUUCGGUUUGCUGAAACUCUAA